Messenger RNA from Caenorhabditis remanei, 945 nucleotides. RefSeq lists its product as uncharacterized. Lineage: Eukaryota; Metazoa; Nematoda; Chromadorea; Rhabditida; Rhabditidae. The record is from RefSeq and is a predicted model, not a curated record. The transcript has 6 exons. Gene Ontology annotation, molecular function: RNA binding. The coding region runs from base 1 to 945 and encodes 314 amino acids.
AUGGUCCGACGACUUUUUGUGCAAGGCUUGAGCUCCGACGCGACAGAGAGCUCCGUUAAAAAAUAUUUUGAGCGUUUUGGAAACAUUUACGAGUGCGUGGUACCGUCCCCACCUAGAUAUUCAGUUAUUGAUUCCGGACCAGAUGAAGAAGAGAUGGAAGCACGCUCUGCAAUACGGCAUGAAUCAAUUCCAGAGGAUGAAUUAUUAGAUGACGAAUUAGAUGUAGAACAGUACAACUCGGAGAAACAUGGGUCAUUCGAGAGCUACAUGAAAAAAGUUGGAGAUGGCACAGCUUUCUCUGCGGGAACAAAAAGAGCAUGUUCGGGUUAUGCUUAUGUCACAUUUGUCGAUAUGGAUGGAUAUUUGAGAUGUACAAAUUCAGAAACUCAUGAAAUUGAUGGAGUCAAAUGCACUGUCGAAACAGCGAAGGAAGACAAUGAAAAAUUAGAAGUGGAAUCAAAACGACUUUUUGUGUCAUAUUUCCCUCUUGAUAGGUUGACAUCAAACGAAUUGAAGACGAAAUUUGGAUUAUAUGGAAAAAUUACAGACGUAGAAUUCGUUCGUGAUUCUGAAGGGCCACUUCAUUUCUGCAUCAUUACGUUUGCCGAUUCUAAAUCUGUAGAUGUAAUUCUGACCAAAUCGAUAUAUAUUAGAGAUGUUCUCAUGUUUAUGCGACGAGCAGUUUUGAAAGAAUCAAUAAAAAUUGCUCAACAGAAAAAAAUGGAACAGAGUCAAGUGCAGAGAAUUCAGUUGCCUCUGAAUCAUACAGCCUAUCCGACACCACUUCGGCCUGUUACUGUUUUUCCUCAUUCGCCUUAUUCAUCUUCUCCAUCUACUAACCCAUUACAUGAUCCUUCGGCAGCUGCUGGAUAUGCCCCUCUACUUCCACAACAAUCAGAGGCUGAUCCAAGUUCGCAAUAUGGUUAUGGACCUAGAAAGUGGUAG